This is a messenger RNA of Cheilinus undulatus (humphead wrasse), 3142 nucleotides long. It is a transcript of the gene mmp17b, whose product is annotated as matrix metallopeptidase 17b. Gene Ontology annotation, biological process: extracellular matrix organization; proteolysis; collagen catabolic process. Gene Ontology annotation, molecular function: metalloendopeptidase activity; zinc ion binding. Lineage: Eukaryota; Metazoa; Chordata; Actinopteri; Labriformes; Labridae. Gene Ontology annotation, cellular component: extracellular matrix. The coding region runs from base 945 to 2792 and encodes 615 amino acids. The transcript is spliced from 12 exons. The record is from RefSeq and is a predicted model, not a curated record.
CGGAGGGUCGGAGGGAUUGCCGGACGGAGAAGAUCCUGAAGACCAUCUCAGACCACAAGAGGAGACCCCCAAGACCGUCUCAGACCACAACAGGAGACCCCGAAGACCGUCUCAGACCACAACAGGAGACCCCGAAGACCGUCUCAGACCACAACAGGAGACCACAAAGACCGUCUCAGACCACAACAGGAGACCCCGAAGACCGUCUCAGACCACAACAGGAGACCACAAAGACCGUCUCAGACCACAACAGGAGACCCCGAAGACCGUCUCAGACCACAACAGGAGACCCCGAAGACCGUCUCAGACCACAACAGGAGACCCCGAAGACCGUCUCAGACCACAACAGGAGACCCCGAAGACCGUCUCAGACCACAAGAGGAGACCCCCAAACCGUCUCAGACCACAACAGGAGACCCCGAAGACCGUCUCAGACCACAACAGGAGACCCCGAAGACCGUCUCAGACCACAAGAGGAGACCCCAAAGACCAUCUCAGACCACAACAGGAGACCCCAAAGACCAUCUCAGACCACAACAGGAGACCCCAAAGACCAUCUCAGACCACAACAGGAGACCCAAAGACCAUCUCAGACCACAAGAGGAGACCCCAAAGACCAUCUCAGACCACAACAGGAGACCCCAAAGACCAUCUCAGACCACAACAGGAGACCCCAAAGACCAUCUCAGACCACAAGAGGAGACCCAAAGACCAUCUCAGACCACAACAGGAGACCCCAAAGACCAUCUCAGACCACAACAGGAGACCCCAAAGACCAUCUCAGACCACAACAGGAGACCCCAAAGACCAUCUCAGACCACAAGAGGAGACCCCAAAGACCAUCUCAGACCACAAGAGGAGACCCCAAAGACCAUCUCAGACCACAACAGGAGACCCUGAAGAUUUCUUUGGAGGGAAAAUCAUCUUGGGAUUCUGCUGCUAAGAUGGAGUUGUGGAUCAUUUUGUUGUUCCUGACACCUGGAUUGGUGAAAAAAGCAUCUCCAUCUGGUGUGGCCCCUGAACCUUCCUCUGCAGCCGUGACCCCUACAGAAGACGAGACCAUCGCUCUGGUGGAUUGGUUAAUGAAAUAUGGCUACCUGCCCCCCCCCGACUCAUCCACCGGUCAGCUACAGGCGUGGAGUGCCGUCACGGAUGCUGUGCGGGCCAUGCAGAGGUUUGCAGGCCUCAACGACUCUGGAGUUGUUGAUGACGAUACGAUGGCGCUGAUGAAGAGUCCACGCUGCUCCCUUCCUGAUGAUGACAGGCCGUCUCAGUCAGAGGUCAACCAGGAGGGGAGGAUCGUAAGGAGAAGGAGGAGGAGAGUUGUCUCCAUGUGGAACCGAAGGAACAUUAACUGGAGGCUGCAUUCCUACCCCUCCUCGUCCCGUCUGUCAAGAGAAACCAUUCGUGCGCUGGUCUUUUAUGCUUUAAGAGUGUGGGCGGAGCCAACGCCCCUGGAUUUCUAUGAGGUGGGUGCUCCAGAGGCUGCAGACCUGCAAGUAGACUUCCUCCAUGGUUACCACGGUGAUGGUUAUCCCUUUGAUGGAGCAGGAGGUGCAGUCGGCCACGCCUUCUUUCCCUCAGACCCAACCAGAGCAGGUGGAGUUCAUCUGGAUGCAGGGGAGGACUGGGCUUUCAGACAGCAAGCCUCUGAAGGGACAGACCUGUUCACUGUGUUGGUUCAUGAAUUUGGACACGCACUCGGACUCGCUCACUCCUCCUCUCGACACUCAGUCAUGAGGCCGUACUACCAGGGGCCCGCUGGAGACCCACUACACUUCCGUUUGGGGGCCCAGGACCUGGAGCUCAUCACUCAGCUGUACGGUAAGAGGAACGAGCUGCCGCCCACUGAACCUUCUCCCCUUGCUCCAGAGCGUCAGCUACGUCACAGAGGAAACCGCCACCACCACAGAUACAGCCCUGUCAUUGAUCGCUGUAACACCAGUUUUGAUGCGGUGGCGAGGAUCAGAGGGGAGACAUUCUUCUUCAAAGGUCUGACCAUGUGGCGGGUUAACAGUGGCGGCUUAGUGUCGGGUCGGGGGGCUUCGGUCAGACGGCUGUGGAGGGGUCUCCCUGCUGAACUGCCACGUCUCCACGCCGUGCUGGAGAGACAGUCAGACCACGCCAUCAUCUUCAUCAGUGGCUCACAGUUCUGGCUCUUCAGGGAUCUGUCCUUGCAGGAUGGUUACCCUCAGCCACUGUCUGCCCUCAGGAUGGGCCUGAGUGUCACUGAAGUGGACGAUGAUGAUGAUGGUGAAGAGGAGGAAGCAGCAGUGAGGUGGGGUCUGGUCUGGGAUCCUCAGGAGGGCCCUCUAUGGGGGACCAUGGGAGGCUCUGAGGAGGAUUCACAGGAAGACAUGUGGACUCAACUGCUGAGUAGGGGAGUGAGUGGUAUCACCAUGGACAGUGAUGGGUCGGUCCAACUCUUUAAAGGAGACCUCUACUGGAAGUUCUCAUUUCCUGGCUCCUCACCACAGGACGGUUACCCACGAUCCUCUGCUGCAGACUGGCUGGACUGCCCUGACUCAUCCUCCUCAUCUUCACCUGUGGCAGACAACCUGUCCUCAUCUCUGUCUCCUUUAGUGGAACAGCAUGAGCUCCGAGACCGUUGGAGGGAGGAGAGAGAGAGGGAGGAACCAGGAGGAACCAGGAAGGAUGAAAAUAAAGACAAACGGGCAGGAGGAGUGCACACCAGGUCCCGGUGUACCUGUCAGAGUGGAGCACCUGAUGGAAAGACACCAUCCUUUAUUGACCUCCUUGUUCUGAUGACUUUGACACUGUUGGCUCAGUAACGCUGCACACUGACAGCUGCCUCCCUCUGGUUUAGUUAGAGCAGGAGCCAGUCUGGUUUAAUGCAGGUGAAAGGUGAUCAAUGUGGCUUACAGAUCACACCAGGACCCUGGAGUAGACUUCAGUCUGAGUAGGGACAGGGCAUGGUGGGAAAGACUCAGAUUUACUUAAAGAUCUGUUGUUCUGUCAUUUUCACUGAUGACUGAUUGUAAUGUGGCACUGCUGCCAGAUGGUGGCUGGAGCACACUCCAGUACAGCAUGGAAGCCACCAUUAAAGAACUGCAGAAGAAGAAAGACUUCAGGUCACAUGACACCUGAAGCGUCGCAGACUGCAGAGACAUUAUGAGACUAA